AUGGAUGAUGAUGUUUGUUUUUCUUCAAAUAAAUUUGAACGAUUAAGAAUUAUUGUAUUUGAAAAAAUUCUUAAAAGUUUAAAAAACACCUAUAACAUGUUACCAAUCAGUGAGAAUGAUAUUAAAUUACUAAUUGAACGAGAUGAAAUUGAUUAUUUAUCAGACUUAUAA
Messenger RNA from Vairimorpha ceranae, 171 nucleotides. RefSeq lists its product as hypothetical. NCBI's taxonomy places the organism in Eukaryota, Fungi, Microsporidia, Nosematidae. The record is from RefSeq and is a predicted model, not a curated record. The transcript has a single exon. Bases 1 to 171 code for a protein of 56 amino acids.